AUGUCGAACGAACGCACCCCUCUGAUCACCUCUGGGGUAUGCGGUCUGGCCGUGACCGCAUGUGGCGUGGAGCCGGACCCCACCCCUGAAUCGGGCUCCGGCACGCCAAGUAAAGGCCCUCGAAAAAUGAACACUUUUUUUGGGGUGAUGGUGCCGACCAUCCUGUCCAUGUUCAGCAUCGUGCUGUUCUUGAGAAGCGGGUUUGUGGUCGGUCACGCGGGGCUGUUACAGGGUCUAUUAAUGGUGAUUGUAGCCUACACCAUUAUAUCUCUUACAAUACUGUCUGUCUGUGCCAUUUCCACCAACGGUGCUAUACAAGGUGGUGGAGCCUACUACAUGAUAAGUCGGUCUCUGGGACCGGAGUUUGGAGGAAGCAUUGGUCUGAUGUUCUUUUUGGCCAAAGUGUGUGCAUGUGGAGAAUAUGUUCUCGGUCUUGUGGAGGCAGUACUUGACGUAUUCGGCUCGGAUCCUGAGUCGUCUGUGUCUAAGGGGGUGCGGAUGCUUCCUCAGGGUUACUGGUACACAGUGCUGUACUCCUCAGUAGUCCUUCUGCUGUGUCUGUUCGUGUGUCUGGUGGGCGCGCACAUCUACUCCCGCACCGCCUUCGUCAUCCUACUGGUGGUCACUGUAUCCUUGCUGUCCAUCUUCAUCAGUUCUGUGGCGGUCACACCUUUUGAUAUCGUGAUCACCCACAAGGGAUCUGGCAACGAGAGCCUCCACUACAACACCAGCUACACAGGCUUCAGCGUUACCACUCUGCGGAACAACCUGGGUUCUGGUUACUCUUUGGACUACAGCACCAACUCUGUGAUGUCUUUUGCCACCGUGUUUGCCGUCUUUUUCACCAGCUGCACUGGGAUUAUGGCCGGAGCCAACAUGUCAGGUGAGCUGAAGACACCGAGUGUGUCCAUCCCAAAAGGCACCAUCGUAGCCGUCUUCUACACUUUCACAGUCUACGUCCUCCUCUUCAUCUUGGUCAGCGCCACCUGUGACAGGACCCUGCUGAUUCAGGAUUAUGGGUUCCUCCAGAGAAUAAACAUUUGGCCGCCGUUAGUCACCGUCGGGAUAUACUGCGCUUCUCUGUCAGCUGCAAUGUGCUCCAUGAUCGGAGCGUCCCGUAUCCUCCAUGCUCUCGCUCUGGAUCACCUCUUUGGUUUGCCAUUGGCUCCAGCUGCCAUCACAUCGAGCUCGGGGAAUCCGUGGGUAGCAGUGCUGUACACCUGGGGGCUGGCACAGUGUGUAGUGUUUGCAGGCCAGCUCAAUGCUGUAGCAAGUCUGGUGACGGUUUUCUACUUGCUUGCCUACGCUGCGGUUGACCUGGCCUGUUUGGCUCUAGAGUGGGCGUCGGCACCAAAUUUCAGACCAACCUUCCAGCUCUUCUCCUGGCACACCUGCCUGCUGGGGAUCCUAAGCUGUUUAGUGAUGAUGUUCGUCAUUAACCCCGUGUACUCCUCGGGCAGCAUCGUCAUCCUGUUACUGCUGCUGCUUUUCCUCCACUACAGAUCGCCCACCAGCAGCUGGGGCUACAUCAGCCAGGCUCUCAUUUUCCAUCAGGUACGUAAGUAUCUGUUGAUGCUGGAUGUGAGAAAAGACCACGUGAAGUUCUGGAGGCCGCAGAUGUUGUUAAUGGUGGCCAACCCUCGCUCCUCCUGUCAGCUCAUCCUUUUUGUCAACCAGCUGAAGAAGGGAGGACUGUAUGUGUUGGGCCACGUGCAGCUGGGAGAUCUGGACUCCCUGCCCUCAGACCCGGUCCAGCAGCAGUACAACUUCUGGUUGAGCCUGGUUGAUAAACUGGGGGUGAAGGCCUUUGUAGACCUGACGCUGUCUCUAUCCGUCAGACAGGGAACACAGCAUCUGCUGCGCAUCACAGGCCUCGGUGGCAUGAAACCAAACACACUUAUUUUGGGUUUCUAUGACGGCUGCACUCCUGAAGACUUCUUCCUACAAGAUUCUGCAUUCUGUGACUCUUCCAUGGGACGAGGCAGUGAGGGCGAAUAUAAUUUUGGGGUCGAUUUGCCUUCAUUACAGGCCCAUUUCCCCCCAGUCCGACAUGUUGAGAGUCCACGCUGGCUAUCGCCAGAGGAGUACGUAGGGAUAAUUUCUGACGCCAUUAAAAUGAACAAGAACGUGUGUGUCGGCCGUUAUUUCUUCCAGUUAGAGGGCGAGGAUAAAGAUAGCAAGGUGGACGGAUCAGAGCGGACAAUCGAUGUGUGGCCUCUCAACCUGCUCCAGCCAGGCAGCCGUGACUACGAGGACGUGUGCAGCCUCUUCCUGCUGCAGAUGGCCUGCGUGCUUAACAUGUCCAACAAAUGGCGCCAUGCAAGAAUGAGAAUCUUCCUGAAUGUGGAGACCGAGUCCAGCGACCAGGGCUGGGUGGUUAACGAAGAGACGUUCCGAGAGUUGCUGAAGAAGCUGAGGAUCAGGGCGUCGAUAAAGAUCGUGCCGUGGGACUCUGUGGUGCAGCACCACGUUCAGCCGGACGGGGAGGCUGCUCCAGAGCCAACACGAGCCCUGUCCGAGGACUUCUUGUCCGCAGUGAACAAUAUGUUGAUGGAGCACAGCUCACAAGCCGCUGUUCGCUUCCUGUAUUUGCCUCGGCCCGAUGCUCAACGCAGCCAGUCACAGCAGUACUUGGCUCAGGUGGAAGCAGUGACCAAUAGUUUGGGGCCAACGCUUCUGAUUCACGGUGUCACCCCAGUCACAUACACAGAUCUGUGAGCAUGUCAUGAGUUGUGUUCAUAGGUAUUGUAGGUGCAGCAAAGUCUUAUCUGUAAGUUUAAACUCUGGUUACAUGUAAAAUGAACACAUAAUAUAAAGAAAAGGGGAUGCUAAGGCACAGUAUGUAGCACCACUUACUAUACGUUCACCGAAUGCAGAUUUUGUUGUUGCCACUCAAGCUUACAAAAGGACCACAGUCUAGUGCAUUUUUAAUAUACACCACUUGAGAAUUUUGCAUAUAAAUAGGAUAUUUUCCUAUUAACAUAUUACUUGAACUAGCUUGGUGAUUGAGCCAAGAACAUGGGGGAAUACUAACUUUUGUGAGUGUGAUUUAUGUUGAUAUAAGCUCUUGUCUGCAUUAGCUUUAAGCCUGUCUUUUCACAUGAGACGGAAGUUUAAAAUGUGUCAUAGACUCAAUUUGUUUUGGCAAUACGGGUUGUCUAGGCCAUUGACUAUAGAAAUGUCUAUAUAUAUUUAUUUUUUUUCAGGGAUGAAAUGAUGAAUUUGUGAUAACAAGUGGCCUCUGUAAAAACAUUUUCCUGGUUCAGUUUCUUAAUGGUAUUGUGUUAAUGCAUAAUAAUUUUUUUUUAUUUUUUUUUUUUAACUCCUUAAUUUUUUUCUUCUACAUUCUCACAUGUCUGCUGGAUCAAGUGAUCCAAAGACUUUUUGUUUCGGAUCUGAUUUCUGAGUUCUUAUUUUAAGUUUUCCAUGCAAUGUAUUUUUUGAUGUGCAUCUCUAGUGUUCACAUAGGGAACUGUUUUUUAUACAUUUGACCUUAGAAUGAGGAACAGCAUGUGUUGCUGUUGUAUGCGCUUAUUUGAAUGAUAAUACACUGGGAUUAUGUGCUUCAUGGUGCAGACUCAAAAUUACACCAAAAAGGGAUAAAAAAAUUAAUGGUUACACUGGAGGUUUUAUUCUAAUCCAGUCUGUUAGGACCAGGACCAACGAUGCUUCGGACCAAAUCAAGGUUGAAACCAUAGCAAGUUGUCAACAUUUUCUUUGCGAAACACAGAAUAAAAUGUUACUGCUUUAUUGUCAUGUUUCGUUUGAUAGUGCUUGAACAAUCACAUGGACCUUUUUUUUUUUUUUAACAAAACACAAAUAGGAAGUUGUUGAAAAACCUGUUUGCACAACCUUUUGGCACGUUCCAUCUUGAGCUGUGGUUAACGGUCCAUGAGAAGGCCUAAAAGGACUGAGUCAUGUAUAUUAACGGCCGUUACUACAUGUACUAAAUGUAUUAAACUGCUGUUUGUUUGUCAGGUGUAAAUACAUGAAAAACGUACUGUGUAUCGGUAUCUUUGUAACUGUCAUUGUAAAACAAAUAAUAUGCAUUUAAAGAAGAGAUUGCUUAAAUGCAAUAUAAACA
This is a messenger RNA of Cottoperca gobio, 4084 nucleotides long. RefSeq names its product solute carrier family 12 member 9 (gene slc12a9). The transcript is spliced from 13 exons. The record is from RefSeq and is a predicted model, not a curated record. Gene Ontology annotation, molecular function: potassium:chloride symporter activity. Bases 1 to 2718 code for a protein of 905 amino acids. Lineage: Eukaryota; Metazoa; Chordata; Actinopteri; Perciformes; Bovichtidae. Gene Ontology annotation, cellular component: membrane. Gene Ontology annotation, biological process: chloride ion homeostasis; chloride transmembrane transport; potassium ion homeostasis.